This is a messenger RNA of Emiliania huxleyi CCMP1516, 792 nucleotides long. RefSeq lists its product as hypothetical. Gene Ontology annotation, biological process: superoxide metabolic process. Gene Ontology annotation, molecular function: metal ion binding. Lineage: Eukaryota; Haptophyta; Isochrysidales; Noelaerhabdaceae. The record is from RefSeq and is a predicted model, not a curated record. The transcript has 3 exons. Bases 1 to 792 code for a protein of 263 amino acids.
AUGGAGCGCCGGCUCAGGCAGGGCGCGGUUGAGGGCGAGAGCGAGGGCGCGGGCGGGCUCGGGCCGGUGCUGCCCGUGCCGGUCGAGCCGAGGAGGCGAGGAGGCAAAACUGGCGGGGAGAGGGCGUCGGAGUGGAGCGGGCCGUGCACCGCGGAGGAGGCCGCCGCGCACCUGCGGCUGGGCGCGCAGCGGGCGUCGGAGGGGGCGGGGGCGGAGAGGGGCGGGAGGGGUUGGCGAUGGAGAGCAAGUCGUGGAGCCUCGAGGCUAAAGGUGGAAGUAGCAAACAACUCCGGCUAUGUCAACAUCGGCGUCGCCGUCAACGCGUCGCUUUCCAACGUGAACGAGUACAACUAUCACCUCCACGUCGGCUGGAAGGACGGCGAAAAUUGCGGCGCCUCCACCAGGGGCGGCCACUACGACCCCACUCGCGCGUCGCCCGGGACUCGCACACUCGCUUACCAGGCCGACUCGCCGGACUACGCCAAGUGCAGCACCACCAACCAAGACAAGUGCGAGGUGGGCGACCUUUCGGGCCGCUCGGGCAAGGUCUCCGUGGGCGGCACCACGCUCACAUCCUUCUACUUCCCGGCCUUCAAGACCGACUUCGAGCUGAACAACACCAUCGACUCCCCCACACGCCGCGUUCGCGAGCCCGCCAAGUGGAGCUCCCUCGUGAUGCACUGCGACACCUCCGGCUGCGGGCCGCGUGUGGGGUGUGCCAAGUACGAGAAGGUUGACUGCGAGGUGGUCGAGGCAGACUUCGUCAGCGUCUUCGGCGAACCGCGCCGCUAG